UCGAGAAAGAAGUCCCAAUUCCAGGACACGCCCCUCUUUCUCUCACUGUUGCAAGCCCUAAAAUUCCUCUUUUCUUUCUUUCUCCCCUGCUUUUCCUGCCCCCUUCUCCGAUCGGCAUCUGGACAGUAGUUCCCAUAAUGGUAACAAACAACCUUGCACUUGCAUUUGUGCACCUGUUUGGUUGAUAAUUUUAAAGACAACUUCCAAGGUCAUUGUCUCACAGGCAUUCGUUCUAGAAAUGCCACAGAAUCGUCGACCCCAAGCAGAAGCACAGGCUGACUCUUCCUCUGAGGAGGAAGAAUCAUCAGAAGAAAAUGAAGAGCAAGAAGAAUCUGAAUCUGAAGGUGUGGCGUUGUCACCUUCGCCAAAGAAGCCCUUGGCUCAAACAAAAUCACGGACCAGUCAGAUCUCUGCACAUCCCCAAUCCUCAUCCUCUGAUGACUCUGAGGCCGAAUCUGAUUCUGACCUUGAUUCUCCGUCCAAAAGUAUUACCCCAGCGGGCCCAAAUAUCAAGCCUGCUGCUUCAAGGCCCAUGGAAGAGCCACCUAAGGCAACCAAAAAGCCCAGGUCUAAGCCUAGUUUGGGCAGUCCAGAGUUGAAGUUGGGCACCACCCCUGCAAAACGACAGGUGGGCAGUGAGACUACGAACAAGCAAGAGUUGAAGAGGGUGAAAAGGAAACUGACAGAUGUGGAUGGAAGUGUUAAAGAUGACAAAGAAAAGAAGAUUCCCGAUGAAUCAAAAAAACAGUUGUUUCAAAGGGUGUGGAGCGAAGAUGAUGAGAUUGCCAUUUUAAAUGGUAUGAUUGAGUAUAUGACAAAGAAAGGGGCUGACCCGGUGGCUGACCAGAAUGCUUUUCAUGAUUUUAUCAAAAAAUCGCUGCAUGUUGAUGUGAGCAAGACUCAAUUGUUGGAUAAAAUCCGGAGAUUGAAAAAGAAGUAUAAGAACAAUGCAAACAAAGGUAAAAAUGGCCAAGACCGAACUUUUGCGAAGGCCCAUGAGCAAAAAUCUUAUGAAUUGUCAAAAAAGAUAUGGGGUGAUACAGUUAAUGGUGUAGGAGUGGAUAGCACAAAGGUUAAUGGGAAAGCAAGGAAGAGCAAAGAUCAAAUAGCUGCUGUGGCCUUGGCGAAUGUUGAUGAGCUUGCAUCACCAGAUCAUGUGAAGGAAGGAACAAAGGCAGAGAGUGAGCAAAAUGCAAUGAAGCCGUGGUCUAGAACCAAUGAUGAGUUAAGUUUGGAGGAGAAAAUGGUAAAGAAUGGGUUGAGGCUGAUUACUGGUCCUAAGAAGUUAGAAUUGGAGGAAAAGAGUAAGAAAGUUAUAGUGCAUGAAGUUGAGCAUUAUUUGAAGCAGCUGGAUUUACUCCGCGAGCAAACAAAAGUAGUAUUGGAAGCAAUGAAGUCAUCAGAGCAAUAGGGUUCUGCUCGGGUAAAUCAUGUUUUGGGUUUUCAAUGAUUGAUGCAAAAGACAGGUGUCAGAGUGAGUGUGUGUUGUUUUUAUUCAUAAGGAGUUCUCAGAAAUUAACUUACUAUGAAUUUGUAGCAUCUCUACUUAGAUAAACGUCAUAUGUCCUGUGAGUAUACUCUAAUUGCCAUGUAUGAAAUUUUUAUUUAGCACCUUAGAAGUUGAUUAUGUUUUUUUGAUAUUUUGGUCUUGACUACUAGAAUGAUAAAAUUGUUGUGUCUCGUCUUGUUUGAUUGGUCUUUGCCUCUAUGGAUUGUUCUGUCUGCUAUAGAAGACCUGUUAUUUAAUUUUUGUUA
Diospyros lotus (date-plum) is the source of this 1755-nucleotide messenger RNA. Its product is annotated as probable transcription factor At4g00390. Gene Ontology annotation, biological process: regulation of DNA-templated transcription. Gene Ontology annotation, cellular component: nucleus. The coding region runs from base 239 to 1411 and encodes 390 amino acids. Lineage: Eukaryota; Viridiplantae; Streptophyta; Magnoliopsida; Ericales; Ebenaceae. The record is from RefSeq and is a predicted model, not a curated record. The transcript is spliced from 3 exons.